Diaporthe citri is the source of this 1527-nucleotide messenger RNA. RefSeq lists its product as uncharacterized. The coding region runs from base 1 to 1527 and encodes 508 amino acids. The transcript is spliced from 2 exons. Gene Ontology annotation, molecular function: ATP binding; protein serine/threonine kinase activity. The record is from RefSeq and is a predicted model, not a curated record. NCBI's taxonomy places the organism in Eukaryota, Fungi, Ascomycota, Sordariomycetes, Diaporthales, Diaporthaceae. Gene Ontology annotation, biological process: protein phosphorylation; intracellular signal transduction; intracellular monoatomic cation homeostasis.
AUGGCCAGUGCUUCCACAUCACGGUCGACGACCAUGUCGUCGAACUCUCAGCCCUCGUCCAUCAGGUCCGUCGAGCUCAACAACAACAGCAGGGGCUCGCCCCAGCCAAAUGCCCAGAAUGGUCAAGCCGCUACUGCCGACCAAAUACCGAAACAGCCCGAAAAAGCAUCUGUCAAGGAUCGCCUCACUCGCAUGUUCUCGACAAAGGACGUCAGCAGGCUCGAGCUGAACGCCUCGCCCUCAAAGAAGCCUCUGCCCGCCGCGACCAUUGCGGAGCAAGGCUCGACAUCAGCUGCCUCGACUCCUCCCCUCAAGCCCACAAUCCCGUCGCGGCAAGCAUCCGUUACAGAUAGGCUGGACAAGCCGGCAGAGAAGACCCCUGGUCCCAAGUCUGGAAAAUCAACCAACGGAAACGGCCACCCCUCGCAGCGCUAUGUCGUCAACCCCGAGGCACAGGGCGGCCACGAGCACCACCUCAGGUCGAGCAGGCGCCAGGAGAAGCUGACCGACAUGUUCAAGGGUCUGCUCGGCAAACGUGCGGAACAAGUGCCCGACAGCGACCUGUCCCUGGUCUCGAACUGGGUAGACGCUCUGAAGCAGGAGAAGGAUUCGAUGGCUUCGGACAGGAAGGGCGGCCCCAAGGAGACGGUCACGCUCGUAGAAAAGUACGGAAAGUGCCAGGAGGUUGUUGGGCGCGGCGCCUUCGGCAUAGUCAGAAUAUCGCACAAGAAGCUCGAAGGCCUGCCAGGCGAAAAGCUGUUCGCCGUCAAGGAAUUCCGACGACGCCCGGAGGAGACAGAGAAGAAGUACAGCAAGCGGCUGACUGCUGAGUUCUGUAUCUCCUCCUCUCUCCGACACCCCAACGUCAUCCAUACCCUGGACCUUCUCAAGGACGCCAAGGGGGACUAUUGCGAGGUUAUGGAGUUCUGCGCUGGUGGUGAUUUGUACACUCUGGUGCUUGCCGCGGGAAAGCUCGAAGUGCAGGAGGCAGACUGCUUUUUCAAGCAGAUGAUGCGCGGCGUCGAGUACAUGCACGAAAUGGGGGUUGCGCACCGCGAUCUGAAGCCUGAAAACCUGCUGCUCACGACAAAUGGGGGCCUGAAAAUUACCGAUUUUGGCAACGGCGAGUGUUUCCGCAUGGCGUGGGAGAACGACGCCCACAUGGUGUCCGGGCUGUGUGGCUCAGCGCCAUAUAUUGCGCCAGAGGAAUACGUCGACAAGGAGUUCGACGCUAGAGCGGUGGACGUCUGGGCUUGCGGUGUUAUCUACAUGGCGAUGCGGACGGGUAGGCAUCUGUGGCGGGUUGCCAAGAAGGACGAGGACGAGUUCUAUGCUCGAUAUCUCAAGGGGCGCCGAGACGAGGAGGGCUACGGCCCAAUCGAGUCCCUGCACCGGGCUCGGUGCCGAAACGUCAUCUACUCAAUAUUGGAUCCCAACCCGACAAGACGGAUCACGGCUUCACAGGUGCUCAAAUCAGAAUGGGGCCGUGAGAUAAAACUUUGCAAAGCCGGUGAGGAAGGCCUCUGA